Molecule: messenger RNA, 4691 nt
Organism: Closterium sp. NIES-67
Lineage: Eukaryota; Viridiplantae; Streptophyta; Zygnematophyceae; Desmidiales; Closteriaceae
Source: the annotation of a GenBank genome assembly
GCGAAACCCCCAGCAGACGAAGCGGCCCAUUCAUCUGGCUUCACACCGCGCAUCCAGGUACCAGUAGCAGUAGCAGUAGCUCGGCGCAGCAGCAGGCACGAUGCAACUCCACAUGCGAACGCAAGGUACGGGAGGCGCGGGGAAGCUGGAUCUUCGCCCUCAAGUUGCGCGCAACGACUCGCUGCGCUGACUGCCGGAGGUGGGAGAUUGCUAACCGCCGUGGGUGAGUAGCAGUCCUCCGUUCGUAGCUCGCCGCUCACGCACGUCAAUCCGCGUUCUGGAUCGCUUCCACUAAGCGCACACGUUUUUCAGACUCUACCCUGCGCACAUCACCCGCGAUGGCUCCUCUGACGCGCGCCACUGCACUGCCCGCGCAACCAUCCGCCGCACGUCCAGACGAUUCCGCCGCUAACCCACCCGCGGCGCAGCCCAUGCGCGCAACCCCGCGAGUCCUUCCGCUCGCAGCUCUUUCCACGCGCCCCUCUCCCUCCCAGCCGCUCGUGGGCGGAUCCGCGCCCGCCAAGCCGGGGGGGCCGUUGCGGCUGGUGCUGCCCGCGGGGAUUCGGCGGACAGCGAUCCUCGGCCGGGCGCAGGAGCAGCAGGGGGAGCGGCAGGCGGAACAGGAGAAGCCUCGCGGGGGGGCGAUAAGAGUAUCCUCCCCCAGCAGCGCUCGUCUUUUGCCCUCCGCCACGUUGGGGCCACAGCGCGCGGCUUCCGGGGAAACAAGGGCGCGGGGAGAGGGGGGCGAGGUGGAGGUUGGGGGAGAGGAUACUUGGGGUCGUGGGGAAGACGACGAGGAGGGGGCGGCGGACGGCGGUGAUGACGGUGGCGAGGGGGCGAUGGAGGGGCGGACGGCGGAGGCGGGGAGGCGCAGGCCGCAAGAGCUUGAGGGGGGAAGGGGGAGCAGCAGUGAGGCGAGCGGGGAGGGGGGUUCUAGGCGGCGCAGAGGGGUCAGCAGAGGGCUGAGGGGUGAGGAGAGGGGAAAGAGGAAGGGGAGCGAUGAGAUGGAGAGGGAGAGGGAGGGGGAGGAGGAGAAAGAGAGGGGGCGGCGGAGUGGCGGAGUGGCAAGAGGCCCAGCUUUGGUGAACCGGGGCCUGUGGACGGCGGAGGAGGACGAGCGGCUGGCGGCGCUGGUGGCGGUGCACGGCGCCAAGAACUGGAGCGCCAUCGCCGCCGCCAUCCCAGGUCGACCUGGGAAGAGCUGCAGACUCAGGUGGUGCAACCAGCUGGACCCGUCUCUGAGGCGCGGGCACUUCAGCUUGGAGGAGGACGCGCGCAUCAUAGCGGGCCACGCGCAGCACGGCAACAAGUGGGCGCUCAUCGCCAAGGACCUCCCAGGCCGCACGGACAACGGCAUCAAGAACUACUGGAACUCCGCCAUGCGCCGCAAGUACCCCGUGCUGCGCGCCCUCCUCGCCAACCCCACGCCCGCCCCCUCACAGCCCCUCUCCACCUCCGCACCCCCUCAGCCCCAGCCCUCCCCAGCGCCCUCCCACCCGCCCACCCACCCGUCCGGACAGCAGGCCCCUGAGGGCGCGUACGAGCGUGCUGUGCGGUUCGUGGCGCGCGUGCGGGAGAGCGGGGUGGGCGCACUGGUGGAGGAGAUAGAGCGCGUGCGGGAGGAGGAGGGCGUGGGGCGCAUCCGAAAGAUCCUGGAAGGCUCGUCCCUGACUGACGCUGCUCUGCUGCAGGCCGUGGAGAGGGAGUGGCGCGAGAGAGAGGCGCGGGGGAGGGGGGCGGAGGGGCCAGGGGGGGAAGAGGAGGGGCUGGGGGAAGACGUUGAGGGCAUGGGAGGGGAUGGGCGGGCAGGGGGGCGAUUGAGGGAUGGGCAAGGACGCGAUGAGGACGGGAGAAACCGAGGAGGGGACGUGGGAGUGAGUGAGGGAGAUGAGAGAGCGGAAGGGAUGGGCGAGGGAGAGGAGAGUGAGGAGUGGGGAGAUGGAGAGCGCGCGGUGUGUGGAGCAGCGGAGCAAGUGAGUAGUGGCCCCGCUGGACGGCAUGGUGGUGGGGGAGGAGCACUCGGAGGGAGGAUGGGGAGGCGAUGCGGAGCAAGUGAACAGGAGGCGGAGGAGGGGAUGGGAGGCGGGAGGGCAGACUGGAGUGAGGGCGAGGGGAGGUUGGUGGAAAUGGUGGUGAGGACGGCUGAGUCUGACAGGCAGGCAGGGGCGGCAGGGGGUGAGGCGGCAGGGGGUGAGGCGGCAGUGGGUGAGGCGGCAGGGGGUGAGGCGGCAGUGGGUGAGGCGGCAGGGGGUGAGGCGGCAGUGGGUGAGGCGGCAGGGGGUGAGGCGGCAGUGGGUGAGGCGGCAGGGGGUGAGGCGGCAGUGGGUGAGGCGGCAGGGGGUGAGGCGGCAGUGGGUGAGGCGGCAGGGGGUGAGGCGGCAGUGGGUGAGGCGGCAGGGGGUGAGGUGGGGCAGAGAGCAGGGCGAGGAGAGCAGGAGAGAGCGAGUAUAGGCGAGGGUGGUGGUAGAGAAGCCAAUGGGUGGGUGCCUGCUUGCAGUGAUGGGUGGUCGGGGGAGCGAGAGGAGAUAGGGGGUGCGGGGGCAGGUGAAAGAGAGGGAUUGUGGUCAAGGACACAGGAGCAGGCAGGGCAAGGAGAUGCGAGCGAUGGCGUUGCGGGUGGAGGGGGUGGGGCGGGUGAGGCGAGAGGGGGGGCAUGUGGGGUGAAGGAAGAGGUGGGGGAUGAGGUCGGGGGAUUAGGGGAGGCGAGUUGGCUGCUCUCUCCAGUGGCUCACGCCAUGGCACCACAUGCGCCAGUGCACGGCCUGGCGUCACAUGCGCUGCCACAUAGCAUGACGUCAUGUGAGGCACCCACGGCUAUGGACCGCAAUGCAAGCAACAUGGGUUGUGACCAGGGCGGGAUGGAUGGUGACAUGCGCGCCACGGGCACCUUUGCUGCUGGCGAUGAGGUCGAGCAUGGGGGCUCCAACGGGGAGAGCAGCAGGAAGAGGAGGUGCACGGCAUGGCACGCUGAUGGGCAUGCUGAUGGCCAUGCUGAUGGCCAUGCUGAUGGGCAUGCUGAUGAGCAUGCUGAUGGGCAUGCUGAUGGCCAUGCUGAUGGGCAUGCUGAUGGCCAUGCUGAUGGGCAUGCUGAUGGGCAUGCUGAUGGCCAUGCUGAUGGGCAUGCUGAUGGGCAUGCUGAUGGUGGUCGUGAUGGUGAUUCUGCUGGUGACGGUCAGAGGAGCAAGAGACGCUUGUCUUGUCAGUUGGACCGCCCCCUUCGCUUCCGAGCCUCAGCUACCCCCCUGCCUGUCAACCAUACAGCUAAACAGCCGGCUGCCAUCCUGGCUGCACCCGCACCACCCACUGCUGCCUCCUCCCCUCCCCCCCAAUCACCACCGCCCCUGCUGCCAUCAACCUGCCCUGCCCCUGCUUACCACUCCUACUCGCCUGCACGCCCCCACGGCGCCGCCACCUGGGGGGGCGACGUGCAUGUGUCAGCACCGCCCUCCACGCCUGCCACUCCCUCCUGCCCCCCCUCCCUCCCCCACCCGCACCAUCGCUCUCUCCUCCCCGUUCACUCCUCCCUCCUCGCCCCCCUCCCCUCGGGCCUCUCGCACGCCUCCCUUCUCCCUGCCACCCACACUCUCUCCGCCCUCCGCCCUCCCUGCCUUCCAGCCGCUACUCCGACGCAGCUAGCCCCUCCUGACGGGGCGUCAGCCGCGGGUGCAGGUUCCAGCAGAGUGGUUCGCGCAGGGGGAGUGGCAGGGAUCUUUGGUGGCAGCAGGGUAAGGGCGGAUGUGGGGGCGUUUCAGCUGGGGAAGGUGUUCUCUGCGGUGCAGGUGACAGGGGGUGAUGGCAGCAACGGGGGGUGUGGGGGUGAUGAGGAGUGUGAGGUGGAGGCAAGGGAAGCGAACGUGUCAGGACGAGAGGGAAGGGAAGGCGAAGUGGGAUGUGGAGGGGAAGGGAUGGAGGUGGAGGGAGUUGUACUUGAGGAGAGCCGAGGGCAGCAGGGGAUGGCAGCCAGCGGAGUGGAGCAAGGGGGAGCCCCCUCCCCACAGCGAGCCAGGGAGAGUGGCUCACAGCAUUCACUGUUAAGGGUGCAGCCGGACAGGAGCCUUGGUGCUGCGGGCCCCAUUGCGGCAGAGCCACAGAGGGAUUGCCCCAUGGCAGUGCAGGGAUCAUGUGGUGGAGUGAACGCGCAUGUGCAGCGCGUGGCAGCAUCAGCGUGCGAGGUGGCGCGGCUGCUGGUGGACGAGCUGACGUGGCGGCACGGCGUGGCGGAGCGAGCAGGAGAUGAGGUCGAGGAGGAGAGGCAGGAGGGCAGGAGAUGGGGGAAUUGCGGCGAGGCCUUAGCAGGGCAGGCGGUGAAGGGUGGUCCUAGUUGCAUUGGCGCGCACUGCAGGAGUGACACCCGGUGCCGUGUUGAGUGUGAAGCACAGGGCGUGGCGUGCCAGCAUCUGCUGGACGCCAUGCUGGCUGUGUGCCUGCGACUCGCUGCACCCAUGGGGAGGAGGGAGCACAGCGGCGCGGGUGCGGAUGCACAUGAUGGUGUUCCAAUAUAGUUCGUUCCACUCUCGAUCAGAUUCCUUCCUUCGUGUAAGGUUGGUGUACAGUGCAUUUCGCUUAAGUAAAUUAGCUAUCCAAGGGCGGACAAAUCCUCCCUAAAAUAAUCUUCCGCUGUAUAAUGACAAUUAAAUAGAAAUAGAAGUACGAUAGAAAAUGCCAAUGUGCAACACGUUAACCCAUUACCG